This is a messenger RNA of Exophiala oligosperma, 2595 nucleotides long. RefSeq lists its product as uncharacterized. Lineage: Eukaryota; Fungi; Ascomycota; Eurotiomycetes; Chaetothyriales; Herpotrichiellaceae. Gene Ontology annotation, biological process: transmembrane transport. The coding region runs from base 481 to 2376 and encodes 631 amino acids. The record is from RefSeq and is a predicted model, not a curated record. Gene Ontology annotation, molecular function: transmembrane transporter activity. The transcript has a single exon.
CGAAUGUGAUGUACAGAAAACUUCGUACAACUACCACGAGUCCGUAGUAUUGAUUCGUUACAUCUUUUUGGAACGCCUUUCUUUCUUUCUUCUUCUGUAACACCUCGGCAGGACCAGUACAUGUACAUAUACAACAAACAUCAACAAAAUAAGACGACAACGUUAAGGGACGAUAGAAGACACAAUAUAAUAUCGUUGGUUUGUAUUUCACCAGGACGAACUUGAGCAUCGUAUUAGUACCUGUGUAUUCCCUACGGAUACUCCACACACCAGAACACCGUCGGUCCUGACGGCCAUUCUCCCCGGAAAACACCAAGAGGAGGCCAAAAAAAGAGUCAUCAAAACACUGGUAGACAUCUCGACUAAAAAGUCAUGAGAGGUGUCUGCCUUGUACAUUGUUAACGGAUCGAGAGAAGAGGGGCGAGACGCAGAUACCUGAUUUUUGGUUUCAAAAGCCCGAAAAAAAGAAAGAAAACGAACAUGACGUCCCACGACGACACCAUAGAGCGAGGAGACGUGGCUCUCUCCCGACCACGGUCAUCCUUCUCGUCAUCAUCACCCCAUGUCCACGAAAAAAUCGAGGUCGAAAGCAUCGUUUCCAACGAAGAGCCAUUACCGGAAUUGGAACCUCCACCACAUCAUCACAAACACCAACACCACCGGGACGACAACGGCGACGACGACGACGACGACAACCUCGAUCACGACAUCACGUACGAAUACCUGACGUUCGACACCGAGGUCCCGCCGUUGCCGGGCCUCGACCUGCGCAAGUACGAAUCCGCGCUGACGUGGUCCCCGGCGCACAAGACCACCAUCUUGAUCCUCUGCUGCUUCUGCACCUUCUUCGCCGCCUACUCGGCCGGCAGCUACUCGAUCGCCAGCGUGCCCCAGCGGGCCAAGUGGCACCUGUCCCAGACGGCCUUCAACACGGGCGUGACGGCGUGGGCGCUCGGGUUCGCCGCGUCCCCCAUGUUCCUCGCCCCCUUCUCCGAGAUCAACGGCCGCCGGCCCGUGUUCCUGGGCAGCGCCGUCGUCUUCCUCGCGGCCCUGAUCGCCUGCGCCACCACGCCCUCCUUCGCCGGCAUGCUGGUCGCGAGGUUCUUCGUGGGCGCCGGCGCCAGCACCUUCUCCACCAUGAUCGGCGGCGUCCUGAGCGACGUCUACACCAACGAGGACCGCAACACCCCGAUGGCCGUAUACUCCGGCUUCGCCCUCGCCGGCACCGCCGUGGGCCCCUUGUGCAGUGGCUUCAUCGUCGGCCAGGGGGUGAGUUACCGGUGGGUUUACUAUCACCAGAUCAUCGGUGUGGGGGGACUGUUGGUCGUGGUGUAUUUCUUCUUUAAAGAGUCGAGGGGGUCGGUUUUACUCAGUCGGAAAGCCAAAGCCAUCAAUCACUAUUUCGAUAAGGUGGAUACGUCAUCCACCACCACCACCAUCAACAACAACAACACUGGUACUGGUGCUGACAUGGACAAGGUCAAGAUUGAAAAGGCAGAGGUAGAGCAGGAAAAGGGUAAAGAUUUAUCAUCAUCAUCAUCAUCAUCACCGGCGGCAGGGCCAGAGACAAAUCCACAGUCAUACAGACACACACCACCAACAACAACAACAAGAACAACAACGCAACGUAUCCGUUACAAGGUCGCCGCCGACGAAUCCCGUUCGUCCCUUUCGCACAUGCUUUAUCUUUCGCUCACGAUCCCUUUCAAACUCAUGUUCACCGAGCCCGUCGUGUUCUUUUUCAGUCUCUGGGCCGCCUUCGCCUGGGCUCUGCUGUACAUGACCUUUUCCGUGAUCCCCCUCGUUUUCAGCACCCGCCACGGUUUCGACACCGAACAGUCGGGCGCCGUGUUUUCGGCGAUCGCCAUAGGAUCCAUCCUCGCCACCGUCGUGUCGGUUUUCCAGGAACGGAUCGCCAAGAGACACUGGCCGAAACUCCUCACUUCCUCCCCCGAGGGCCGGCUGUACUUUGCCUGCCUCGAGGCCGCCCUGUUGCCCGUGGGGCUGUUCUGGUUCGGCUGGACGACCUUUUCGAGCGUCCACUGGAUCUCCCCGGUCCUGGCCUUGGGUUGCGCCCAGGUGGGGAUCUUUGCCAUCUACCUCGCCGUCUUCAAUUACCUGGCCGACGUCUACCAUCGGUACGCCUCGAGUGCUCUGGCCGCCCAGGGUUUCGCCCGGAACCUCUUCGCCGCCGUUUUCCCCCUGUUCACCGACCAAAUGUUCAGACGCCUGGGCUACCCGGCCGCCAGCAGCCUGCUGGGCGGCAUCGCCGCGAUCUUGACCGCCGUCCCUUGGGUCUUGUUGUUCAACGGGGAGAAGAUCAGAGCCCGGAGCAAAAUCGCCAGACAGAUCAUGUCGAAUCAGAAUGGUUCUUGAUUCCAAGGGGCCAGAUACCUCACAAGGACCGGAUCAUUUGAUAUUAUUGGGUACGCGUCGAUGCUCUCCUACCUGUCAUGGGCUUCGAUCAAGGAUGGCUGGUCUCGCGACCGCGAGAAUUCAAGCCGAUCACUGAUGUAUAUACUUGUAUUUGUACGUACUUGUAUAUAUAAAUGUACAUAAUGCACUACAAUACAUAUACAUAACUAAUAUUCCUUC